AUGUUGAACGACCAGUUCUGUCGCGUAUUCACUCGUGAGAAUCAUCUACCUCUUGACCAGCUUGGAAUGUUAGAUGUAAAUGGUGGUGUUGAAGAUCUCCCUAAACUUCCAGACUUAAACAUCGGUAUUGCUGGAAUAGCCAAGCUUCUGGAGGCCACGAAGGUGAAGAAAGCACACGGACCAGAUGACAUCUCUAAUAUUGUACUUAAGGAGGACAAAGAUCAGAUUGCUCCAGUUCUUACCAUGAUACUUCAGAAAUCCUUGGAUGAAGAUUACACCUAUCUUGGGUGUUUCUAUGAGAACAACAGAAGAGAAGCUUUGCCGGAUCUGAUUUACUGUAAUAGAGAUACAAAACCUUCCGAUUCAUGUCAGAAUACAUGUGGACCACAAGCUCAGUACUGUCAAUCUCAAGAGAUGACAAUUGAACUAUGCAGAGACAUUUGUGCUGAUCAGAACAUGAGAUACUUUGGACUUCAAGCGGGCGCACAGUGUCUUUGUGGAGGAUUCUUUGCGCCCUAUAACGUCUUAGGCCAACCAGAUGGGAAUGAUACAUGUAACAGACCAUGUUCAGGAAAUUCAAGUCAAUUGUGUGGAACAGAUUUUCAAGCUAGCGUCUAUCAAAUUAAUGAAUCACCAUCAGACUGUUUUAAUCCAGGAUACGUUUUAAACGGUGACCAAUCACAGCAGGAUAGUUCUUUUUACAACGCAAGUGACGUCAUCGACUUCGCCCCCGUCUGUCCACCACCAAGUAUCAAGAAUGGCGCCACAUCUAUCACGUGUACUGCAUCCGGGAACUGGACAAACCCUCCUCCUACCUGUACGGUCAGGUGUGCCACGCCCACUGCACCCAUGUAUGCUAGUUUCAGCUCAUGGCAGACAUUGAAUGACAGCUACGCAGUCGAUGAUGAAGUCUUCUUUGAUUGUGAUAUGGAUCCUUCGAGGACGAAUCAAACAUUGACCUGUGGUUACUAUGGCGACUGGGAGACUUUUGUCCCGGAUUGUCCAGAAACCCCGCCACCAACCUCUGCAGCAACACCAAUUUCAGCUUUUACAACUGCAUCAACAGUGUCAACACCUACACAAACAAUUUCAGCACCUACAACUGCAACAACAAUCUCGACGCCUGAAAUUCUAGCAACCGGAGCAACCACCACUUCACAAGGAGUUAAUUUCUUUUCAGGGAGGGAGGAGGAGGGGGCUAGUGCCGUUCUUUUUUUCGAGGGCGUGGUCUCGGGGGUAUUAUCCCUCUAA
Molecule: messenger RNA, 1251 nt
Organism: Lytechinus variegatus (green sea urchin)
Lineage: Eukaryota; Metazoa; Echinodermata; Echinoidea; Temnopleuroida; Toxopneustidae
Product: protein SLG1-like
Exons: 5
Coding region: 1-1251 (416 amino acids)
Cellular component (GO): plasma membrane
Source: RefSeq, a predicted model, not a curated record